This is a messenger RNA of Ananas comosus (pineapple), 2070 nucleotides long. RefSeq names its product protein NRT1/ PTR FAMILY 3.1-like. The record is from RefSeq and is a predicted model, not a curated record. The coding region runs from base 149 to 1852 and encodes 567 amino acids. Gene Ontology annotation, molecular function: transmembrane transporter activity. Gene Ontology annotation, cellular component: plasma membrane. NCBI's taxonomy places the organism in Eukaryota, Viridiplantae, Streptophyta, Magnoliopsida, Poales, Bromeliaceae. Gene Ontology annotation, biological process: transmembrane transport. The transcript has 5 exons.
CACAUGCAGAGGAUUGAGAUACAGAGAGAGAGAGAGAGAGAGGGGGACUACAUUGCUCCAUAACUCACUGUGCAUUUCUCUCUCUCUCUCUCUCUCUCUCUCUCUCUCAUUGGAGGGUUUUUUUUGACACUUGUGUAAGUUCUUAACAAUGGCUGAGGAUGCAGGAAGAGAGAAGGAGAGUAAGCAGGGUGGCUUCAAGACCAUGCCAUUCAUACUAGCAAACGAAGUGUGUGAUCGGUUUGCGACGACGGGGUUCAACGCGAACAUGAUCACGUACUUGACCGAGCAGCUGCACCUGCCGCUGGUGGAGGCGUCGAACACGCUGACCAACCUGGGCGGCACGGCGAGCCUGACGCCGAUCGUGGGCGCGCUCAUCGCCGACUCCUUCGCGGGCCGCUUCUGGACCAUCACCGUCGGCUCCGCCCCUCCCUCCCCCUUCCACCUCCUCGUCCUCUACGCCUCCCUCCUCUUCACCGCCGUCGGCUCCGGCGGCAUCCGCCCCUGCGUCGUCGCUUUCGGCGCCGACCAGUUCGACCUCCAUGCAAAACCUGCGUCCACAAAUCAAGACCACACUCAAUCUCCAACCCCGAGGACUACUGGAUGGAACUUCUUCAACCUGUACUUCUUCUGGAUGGGGGCGGCGGUGCUGCUGGCGCUGACGGUGGUGGUGUACGUGCAGGAGAACGUCGGGUGGGGGUGGGGGUUCGGGAUCCCGACCAUCGCCAUGUUCGUCUCCGUCGUAGCCUUCGUGGUCGGCUACCCGCUGUACGUCCAGAUGAAGCCCGGCGGCAGCCCGCUGGUCCGGGUGGCGCAGGUUGCUGCUGCCGCCUUCAGGAAGAGGAAUGUCCUUCUGCCGGAGGAUCCCAGUCUUCUCUACGAGGACAAGGAGCUCGACGCCGACAUCUCCACCACCGGGAGGCUUCUCCACACAAACCAAUUCACGUUCCUGGACCGCGCGGCGAUCGUGGAGGACGGCGACAUGCUGGACGGGCGGCCGCAGCUGUGGCGGGUGUCGACGGUCCACCGCGUCGAGGAGGUGAAAUCGAUCAUCCGAAUGCUCCCUAUCUGGUCCGUCGGCAUCCUCCUCAUCACCUCCGCCUCGCACAACUACACCUUCACCAUCCAGCAGGCGCGCACCAUGGACCGCCACAUCUCCCCGCACUUCCAGAUCCCUCCGGCCACCCUCUCCAUCUUCUCCGUCCUCAUGAUGCUCCUCUCCCUCUGCUUCUACGACCGCGUCUUCGUCCCCGUCGCCCGGCGCUUCACCCGCCAUCCCUCCGGUAUCAACUACCUGCAGCGCAUGGGCAUCGGCCUCGGCAUCGCGCUCUUCGCGAACGUCGCGGCGGCGCUCGUCGAGACCAAGAGGAAAGCUGUGGCCGCCGACCACGGGCUCCUCGACAGCCCGCACGCCAUCGUCCCGAUCAGCGUCUUCUACCUGGUGCCGCAGUACGCGAUCCACGGGAUCGCCGACGCGUUCACGUCGGUCGGCCACAUGGAGUUCCUCUACGACCAGGCGCCGGAGAGCAUGCGGAGCACCGCGGCGGCGCUCUUCUGGCUGGCCAUAUCGGCGGGGAACUAUUUGGGUACGUUGUUGGUGACCCUUGUGCAUGAGUACACGAAGAAGAGAGGGGAUUGGCUACAAGAUAACAUCAACAGGGGUAAAUUGGACUACUACUAUUGGCUUGUAACUGGGUUGCAGGUGCUCAAUCUUGUGUUCUAUGUUGCGUGCGCAACGCAUUACACUUUUAAACCAUUGGAAGUGGUGGUGAAUGAGGAGGAGAAAGGUGGAGAGGAAAAUGCAAAUGAGCUGCAGCUACUCCCCUCCACAAAAAAUGAGGGGAACAUGGUAUAAACUAAUUAAUGUAGAUGUGUAUUACAUAUAUAUACUAAUUAAUGAAGCUGAAGUUUAGUGUUUGUUUACUGUUGUGAUCAGCUUGUAAUCUUAGAUUUGCGAGUAAUCAUCAAUAGACGGAGACGAGAGCAUGUGAUCGAGAAGAGUUGAUGCUGUAUAUAUUGCCAGAAAAAUGAGAGAAAUUAAAUAAAGAAUUAGAUAAUUUACGCCAGUUUUUA